Messenger RNA from Bactrocera tryoni, 579 nucleotides. RefSeq names its product homeobox protein GHOX-7. Lineage: Eukaryota; Metazoa; Arthropoda; Insecta; Diptera; Tephritidae. Gene Ontology annotation, cellular component: nucleus. Gene Ontology annotation, molecular function: RNA polymerase II transcription regulatory region sequence-specific DNA binding; DNA-binding transcription factor activity, RNA polymerase II-specific. Gene Ontology annotation, biological process: embryonic morphogenesis; regulation of transcription by RNA polymerase II. The transcript has 2 exons. The coding region runs from base 1 to 579 and encodes 192 amino acids. The record is from RefSeq and is a predicted model, not a curated record.
AUGAGCGACUUUAGCAUUGAUUAUAUACUGCAUCGUGCGGGCGAAAGAUAUAUUGGCACAAAUGCUUCGAUUGGCAUUGUGGAGCGCAUUAAAUUGGAGGAACAGCACCGGCGCCAACGCGAAGCUUACGAAACUUAUCAAGCCGGCGUAGCCGUUGAGUUGGCUAAUAUGGCCGCUGGUGUUGUGGACGCAACGAUGAGCGCAUUCAAUCAUGAGAGUGUGGCGCAAAUGCCCAUGUUCGAUUGGUUACAGUAUACGCGCUAUCAUCCGCCGCGUUUGCCACGCACAUUACGUCAACCAAUCGCCAAACGCACGCCCGGGCGUCUGCCACGCAUCCCUUUCACACCCGCCCAACUGGAAGCACUGGAAAGUGCCUAUCGCACAGCCAACUACUUGAGCGCGGAAGAAGCUAAUCAGCUGGCCGAGUCGUUAGAGUUGACUAAUACUCGUGUUAAAAUUUGGUUUCAAAAUCGACGCGCACGUGAGCGACGCGAAAAACGCGAGCGAGAUGAGAGUUAUGAGUCCACUAUCUCAUCAAAUGCUUCGAGUCCCGAACCGCAAAGUGAUAUUGUGCUAUAA